UAUUUCCAAUAUAUGCGGUUUUUUUUUGAGUUGUUAAAAAUUCGGGAGUACCGGAGAUGCGUUACACGCUAGUUAAUAUAAAUAUUUCAGAUGGCGUAAAAUGAACAAAAUUUUAACUUUUAUUCCCAAACUAGGGACAAUAACUACCUCAGUUCGUCCGUGCAAUCGAAUCGUCACUUGCAGAAGCUUCACUAAAUUCGACUAUGAGGAUGCACUAAGUAUUGAAUCUCUGCUUACAGACGAAGAAAAGAUGUUGCGGGACCAAUUCAGAGGGUAUUGCCAAGACAAACUCAUGCCUCGCAUUCUAAUGGCUAACCGAAAGGGUGUUUUCGACCGUGAAAUUAUGUACGAGAUGGGCUCCCUUGGAGUGUUGGGAGCCAUGAUCCAAGGCUAUGGAUGUGCUGGCGCAACAUCAGUCGGAUAUGGUUUAUUGGCACGAGAAUGUGAGAGAGUAGAUAGUGCCUACAGGUCGGCAAUGAGCGUGCAAUCUUCCCUCGUUAUGUUCCCAAUAUGGAAGUAUGGUUCAGACGCACAGAAGGACAAGUAUCUGCCCAGGUUGGGGUCUGGCGAGUUAGUGGGUUGUUUUGGCCUCACAGAACCCAACCAUGGAUCUGACCCAGGCGGCAUGGAAACUGUUGCUAGGUAUGAAGCAAGUAAUGACUGCUACAUCUUGAACGGGUCUAAGACCUGGAUAACUAACUCGCCAAUUGCCGAUAUAGCUAUUGUGUGGGCAAAAGUUGACGGGGUUUUGAAAGGCUUCAUUGUGGACAGGGAAAUGAAAGGAUUCUCCACCCCAAAAAUUCCGGGGAAAAUGUCACUGAUGGCUUCUGAGACCGGCAUGAUUGUGCUGGAAGACGUGGAAGUUCCUGCUGAGAAUCUUCUUCCAAAUGUGUCUGGAUACAAAGGUCCCUUUGGCUGCCUAACAAGUGCGAGGUAUGGCAUUGCUUGGGGAGUGAUGGGAGCUGCAGAAUUUUGCUUUCAUGCUGCUAGGCAAUACGCUCUGGACCGCAAACAAUUCGGAGUUCCUCUUGCCGCAACACAACUGAUCCAAAAGAAGUUUGCCGACAUGGUCACUGAAAUUAACAUCGGACUCACAGCUUGUGUACAAGUAGGGCGGAUGAAAGAUCAAGACAUAUAUUCUCCAGAAAUGAUUUCGAUGGUUAAAAGAAACAGCUGUGGUAAAGCUCUGGACAUUGCAAGGCAGUGUCGUGACAUACUGGGUGGAAAUGGCAUCUCGGACGAAUACCACGUGAUGAGACAUGCCAUUAAUUUGGAAACUGUGAACACAUACGAAGGAACUCAUGAUAUCCAUGCUCUUAUUUUGGGAAGGGCAAUCACUGGGAUUGGAGCCUUCCAUGCUAGUGGAAAAUGAAUACUUAAAGUAGUUGUAAUGGCCUGUAUCUCGUAGACAAAUUUAAAAUAUUUGAAACUGAUAUUUUUGAAUGGGAAUCUGAAAUACUGCAGUAAGAGUUGAAAAAGCGUACUGUCGAAA
Molecule: messenger RNA, 1492 nt
Organism: Symsagittifera roscoffensis
Lineage: Eukaryota; Metazoa; Xenacoelomorpha; Acoela; Convolutidae
Product: glutaryl-CoA dehydrogenase, mitochondrial-like
Exons: 1
Coding region: 101-1372 (423 amino acids)
Biological process (GO): fatty-acyl-CoA biosynthetic process; fatty acid beta-oxidation using acyl-CoA dehydrogenase
Cellular component (GO): mitochondrial inner membrane
Molecular function (GO): glutaryl-CoA dehydrogenase activity; fatty-acyl-CoA binding; flavin adenine dinucleotide binding
Source: RefSeq, a predicted model, not a curated record